Molecule: messenger RNA, 1154 nt
Organism: Arabidopsis lyrata subsp. lyrata
Lineage: Eukaryota; Viridiplantae; Streptophyta; Magnoliopsida; Brassicales; Brassicaceae
Product: metal transporter Nramp6
Exons: 10
Coding region: 1-1044 (347 amino acids)
Biological process (GO): metal ion transport
Cellular component (GO): membrane
Molecular function (GO): manganese ion transmembrane transporter activity; cadmium ion transmembrane transporter activity
Source: RefSeq, a predicted model, not a curated record
AUGGCGGGUGCAACAGCAAGUGGCGGCAACAGAACUUUCUCAAACUCUCCUCUCAUAGAAAACUCUGAUUCUAAUCAGAUUGUUGUCCCUGAGAAGAAGAGCUGGAAAAACUUCUUCUCAUACUUAGGCCCUGGAUUUCUUGUCUCGAUUGCUUACAUUGAUCCUGGAAACUGGGUUGAGACUGAUCUGCAAUCAGGAGCUCAAUACAAGUAUGAGUUACUUUGGAUCAUAUUGGUGGCAUCAUGUGCAGCUUUGGUGAUUCAAUCUCUCGCUGCAAAUCUCGGUGUUGUCACUGGAAAGCACUUAGCAGAGCAUUGCAGAACUGAAUACUCCAAAGUUCCAAACUUUAUGUUAUGGGUAGUUGCAGAAAUCACUGUAGUAGCUUGUGACAUUCCAGAAGUUUGUAAUGCCUCAGAUUUGAGUCCAGAAGAUCGAGAAAGUUGCCAAGAUUUGGACUUAAACAAAGCUUCAUUUCUGCUACGGAACGUUGUAGAUAAAUGGAGCUCAAAGCUAUUUGCAAUUGCGUUGCUUGCUUCCGGUCAGAGUUCAACAAUAACCGGAACAUAUGCUGGACAAUACGUUAUGCAGGGGUUUCUUGAUUUAAGACUAGAACCAUGGCUCAGAAACUUGCUAACAAGAUGCUUGGCUAUAAUCCCAAGUUUGAUCGUUUCUCUGAUAGGUGGCUCAGCUGGAGCCGGAAAGUUAAUCAUCAUUGCGUCGAUGAUCUUAUCCUUUGAACUCCCAUUUGCUUUAGUACCACUUCUCAAAUUCACAAGCAGCAAAACCAAAAUGGGCUCACACGCCAAUUCACUUGUGAUUUCAUCUGUGACUUGGAUCAUUGGUGGACUUAUUAUGGGUAUAAACAUUUACUAUCUAGUAAGCAGCUUCAUCAAGCUGCUUCUCCAUAGUCACAUGAACCUUGCAGCCAUUGUUUUCUUAGGACUUCUUGGAUUCUCAGGCAUUGCCAUUUACUUAGCAGCCAUUGGUUACCUUGUCCUCCGUAAAAACAGAGAGUCCACACAUUGUAAACAUGCAGUUACCUAAUAGAGUAGCCGUUACAAGAAACUCUAAUUGAAGAAUUAUAACAUUUCAGAUAGAAGAAACAAUGUUUACUUGUUGUGAUCUAUUACAUAGAAUAAAUAUGAAGUUGCUUA